AUGGAGAAAGCGGCGAUAAUUGCAUCAUCAACCGACGCAAAUGACAAGGUGCUGCUAUGUCAGCUUUAUGAAAGUUCAUCAUUAUUGGCUGAGCUUGGCAUUUUCAUUUCUAAGGAUGUCGAAAAACUUUUGGCUAAUGAAGGUGUGACAACAGAUGAGGUGCAAGAUAUCGAAAAGAGGAAGCAUGAAUAUCUGCGAUUCGGUAAGCGAAAGCACGAAUACUUGCGUUUCGGGAAAAGGAAGCAUGAAUACUUAAGAUUUGGUCGUAAGUAG
Acanthocheilonema viteae is the source of this 273-nucleotide messenger RNA. Lineage: Eukaryota; Metazoa; Nematoda; Chromadorea; Rhabditida; Onchocercidae. The record is from the annotation of a GenBank genome assembly.